Budorcas taxicolor (takin) is the source of this 2046-nucleotide messenger RNA. RefSeq names its product phospholipid phosphatase 7 (inactive) (gene PLPP7). The transcript is spliced from 2 exons. Lineage: Eukaryota; Metazoa; Chordata; Mammalia; Artiodactyla; Bovidae. Gene Ontology annotation, molecular function: sphingosine-1-phosphate phosphatase activity. The record is from RefSeq and is a predicted model, not a curated record. Gene Ontology annotation, cellular component: nuclear envelope. The coding region runs from base 297 to 1112 and encodes 271 amino acids.
GCCCAGGCCCGAGGCAGCCAGGCCGCAGCUGUGGACGCGUCUGCCUCCCGGUGGCUCCAUUGGCGCUGGCCGGCACUGGGGGGCUCAAUUGGCUGCCCGGCUGGCACUGACAUUCCCCAGGAGCCUGGUGGCAGCCGGAGGUAAACAGCCAUGUGCAGGCCCGCUCUCUAUAUUUAACAUCUGCCGAGGAGCCAGCAGGGAGGCAGAGAGCAGGGGCGGCUCCGGCGCUCCUGUCUUUGGGGGAGAGGGGCCUCGCGGCCAGGCUGGUACCAGCCCUUGCCAGGCGAUCGUCAACCAUGCCAGCCUCCCAGAGCCGGGCCCGGGCCCGGGACCGCAGCAACAUCCUCAACCGGGCCGAGUUCCUGUCCCUGAACCAGCCCCCCAAGGGGGCCCCGGAGCCCCGCAGCUCGGGCAGGAAGGCCUCAGGCCCCUCGACACAGCCCCCAGCCCCUGGGGACGGGGCCCGCGAGCGGCGCCAGUCCCAGCAGCUGCCCGAGGAGGACUGCAUGCAGCUGAACCCCUCCUUCAAGGGCAUCGCCUUCAACUCCCUGCUGGCCAUUGACAUCUGCAUGUCCAAGCGCCUGGGGGUGUGCGCCGGCCGGGCCGCGUCCUGGGCCAGUGCCCGCUCCAUGGUCAAGCUCAUCGGCAUCACAGGCCACGGCGUCCCCUGGAUCGGGGGCACCAUCCUCUGCCUGGUGAAGAGCAGCACGCUGGCUGGCCAGGAGGUGCUCAUGAACCUGCUUCUGGCCCUGCUCCUGGACAUCAUGACGGUGGCCGGCGUGCAGAAGCUCAUCAAGCGGCGCGGCCCGUUCGAGUCGAGCCCCAGCCUCCUGGACCACCUCACCAUGGACGUGUAUGCCUUUCCCGCUGGGCACGCCAGCCGCGCGGCCAUGGUGUCCAAGUUCUUCCUGAGCCACCUGGUGCUGGCCGUGCCGCUGCGCGUCCUGCUGGUGCUCUGGGCCCUGUGCGUGGGGCUGUCGCGGGUGAUGAUCGGCCGCCACCACAUCACCGACGUCCUCUCCGGCUUCGCCAUUGGCUACUUCCAGUUCCGCCUGGUCGAGUUGGUGUGGAUGUCCUCCAACACCUGCCAGAUGCUCAUCUCUGCCUGGUGAGCCGCCUGUCCACGGGGUGGCCCAUCGGAGGACACGGGGCUGGCAGGCCAGGGGGAACCGGGCCGCCCCAGCUCAUCCCCUCACCCCCAUCUUGGUUGGAGGCUGGUGACGUCAGGUGGGCCCGCCAGUGACCAUCCCAUCCCUCCCACUGUGCUGGGCGCCCCCUGCCCCCUUAAUCAGACUCUGAGUCCCUCUGUAGACGAGCUGGGGCCCAGCUGUGGGGACAGCCCUGCUGGGCUUCUGCUCUGGAGGGUACCAGGCCAGAACCACGCGGGGGGCCAAGUCUCGUCUUGUCCUUUCAUCACCACGACAGUUGAGUUCCUGGCUGUGCCCACCUCACCGCAGCACGAUGCCUGAUGAAAUACCCACAGCCCUCCGCCCAACACAGGUGCCAUCCCCAUUAACGGUCACCGACAGCUUACUUAGGGCAGUGCUUCCCAAAGGGUGCCCCAUUGGACACCCACCUGCAAGAUGCCUUGGGAAGAAAAAUGGUCUUGUGGUCAAACAAAUUUGGGAAAUGCUGCAUACACACUGGACAUCCACGGGGGCCGGGACUGUCAUAAAGGCUCUGACAAGUCCUGCAGAAAAGCUUCUUGUCAAACCUUGUUUAAUCCAUGUUUCCUAAACUUAUUUGACCACAGAACCCUUUUCUCACAGAACAGCUAGGAACCCUCCAAGGAACCGUGUUGCUCCAGGGACGUUUGGGGAGACGCUGCCCAGGAGCAGAAGGGCCUGAGGCAUGAGCUGGCCUCUCCUGGUGCCGGGCCCUGGAGCCCGGGGAGAUCAGGUGUCUGGGCUGCUGCCCACAGAAAGCCUUGGGCGGCGGUGCUGAUUUGGCCCCCAGGGGCCGGACUCUGAAUGACCUAAUAGGUCGUGUCCAGGUCAGCCGUGCCGGAUGUGCAAUUCACGUGACAAUACAGAUGACAUGCAGACA